UGUCAAAAUGAGCCAAUAGCGAGGCGAUGUGUUAAAAUGGCUAUGCGAAAGUAAUCGCCGGUGUUCACAUCCAAACGGUAUCUUACGUCAGCAAUGAAAAGUCCAUAUGGGAUUUUAUAGAAUGUUAUAGAAUUUCGACCAGUUUCGAGCCGAAACCUUGUAGCGAUGGAAUUGAAAUGCUCGAUUCAAACGUAUGAAUGGGGCAAACUUGGAAUCGACAGUACCGUUGCUACGUUAGCAAAAGCUGCUAAUUCUGACUUCACCUUAGACGAGGAGAAGCGUUAUGCCGAACUUUGGAUGGGCACCCAUCCGAAUGGCCCGUCCUAUUUAAAGCAUAAACCUGAGAAAACUUUGGACGAAUAUAUCAGGGAAAAUACAAACGUUCUUGGACCUUCUGUUGAAAAACAUUUUGGUCCUCGGUUGCCUUUUCUAUUUAAGGUUCUGUCUGUGAAUAAAGCUCUUUCAAUUCAAGCGCAUCCAGAUAAGGCUCAUGCGGAGCUCUUACACAAGUCACAUCCCGACAUUUAUAAGGAUUCAAACCAUAAACCAGAACUUGCUAUAGCCCUUACACCUUUUGAAGCGCUUUGUGGAUUCCGUCCAAUAGCAGAAAUAAAACAAUAUUUAGUGACUAUAUCAGAACUUCGUGUAGUAGUAGGUGAAAAUAAUGCACUUCAGCUUACUACGACAGAUGAGGCAGGUUUACACAUUGCUUUAAAAAACUGUUUCCGAGGCCUCAUGACAUGCAAUCCUGAUACCAUAGCUGCACAGUUAAAGAAUUUAAUUACUAGAGUAUCAAAAUUGGAUGAAUCGACGAGACAACUUUAUAAUGCAAGUCUACUGGAGCGUUUACAUUUACAGUAUCCAAAAGAUGUGGGUUGUUUCGGAAUAUAUUUUUUCAAUUAUAUGAAUUUGCAACCUGGAGAGGCCAUAUACCUUGGAGCAAACGAACCUCAUGCUUAUCUGUCCGGAGAUUGUGUGGAAUGCAUGGCCUGUUCAGAUAAUGUGAUUCGUGCAGGAUUGACACCAAAACUAAAAGAUGUUCCAACAUUGCUACACAUGUUGUCGUACACUUAUGAAUCAGCAUCUAAAAAACGAUUUCAACCAUCCCGUGAAGAUGAGUGCACAGAAAUAUUUCGUCCGCCUAUUCCAGACUUUGCAGUCGCUAAAAUUACCAUCCCGCCUGGACGAGCCUUGUACGAUUUGAUUCCACGAAGUACAGCAAGUAUAUUAAUAAUAAUUAAUGGUAAAGCAGAAAUUGGGCCUUCAAAAAUUUUGAAUCGUGGCUCGGUAUUAUUCAUCCCUGCUUAUGAAAAAGUGAACAUCAAAGUCUUGUGCGGAUGUCAUCCUAUGUUAAUGUUCCAAGCCUUAGCGAAUGUUUGAGAAUGUGUUAAACAUACUCUAUUUAAAAUUUAGAUAUAUUCGAUCCUGAAAUAAUAGUUGAAAUCGUCUAGUAUCAAGUAUCAUCGUAUUUUCAAGAUGGUGCUGUUUACUCAUGCCUUCAAAAAUUUGUUUGUCGAACCUGACACUGACAACAAAAGAAAGAAGUACAGUAUGUACAGAGUUCCUGGUCUGAGUGAAAACAGGUUUAGUCCAAUGCACAAAAAAUAACAUUCACAUAUCUAUAAUAAUAUUAAUCCAUAGACAGUUUCCUUUAAUUAAUGGUAACCUAAAAUGGUAGUUCUAUUCUGAAUUGCAAAUGUUUUCUAGUCUUUACAAGAAUGAGAUAAAUCUUCCAAAAACUAUAACAAGUAUCACGAUCAUGUGUAUAAAAUACUAAGAUAUAUGUACAAACGAGAACGUGUGAUUGAAUUGUUACACAAGGAGCAAAAAUAAUACAUCAUUCAUUUCAAUUUGCUAGGAAUUUUAAAUUCAUCCCACUGUUCAAUAUUUUAAUAUCUAUAUCAGUCAUAAAUAAUAUAUUUGCUUCAUAUACAUUCCACUAUUUCAAUCUGUGCAUUUGCAGGUUGAAAAGUCCACAACCAAGAUCGAUAAUUGUUAUAUGUAUGUAUUGUGAAUAGAGGUAGAAUUAUGUUUAUAUUUAUAAUAAAAUGUCUGUGCAUGUGGUGAAGCACAAACAAAAUAAGUACCUGAUACCAGCAGAUAACAUAUUUCCUAAAAUGUUGAGUGCAUGUAAUGUUAAGAUCUGUAGAAUAAUAAAUUACCUUCAUUAAAA
Messenger RNA from Orussus abietinus, 2173 nucleotides. RefSeq names its product mannose-6-phosphate isomerase (gene Mpi). Gene Ontology annotation, biological process: GDP-mannose biosynthetic process; carbohydrate metabolic process. The coding region runs from base 166 to 1380 and encodes 404 amino acids. The record is from RefSeq and is a predicted model, not a curated record. Gene Ontology annotation, cellular component: cytosol. Lineage: Eukaryota; Metazoa; Arthropoda; Insecta; Hymenoptera; Orussidae. Gene Ontology annotation, molecular function: mannose-6-phosphate isomerase activity; zinc ion binding. The transcript is spliced from 6 exons.